Messenger RNA from Eimeria acervulina, 1305 nucleotides. RefSeq names its product GDA1/CD39 (nucleoside phosphatase) family domain containing protein, putative. The transcript has a single exon. The record is from RefSeq and is a predicted model, not a curated record. Gene Ontology annotation, molecular function: UDP phosphatase activity; GDP phosphatase activity. Gene Ontology annotation, cellular component: membrane. The coding region runs from base 1 to 1305 and encodes 434 amino acids. NCBI's taxonomy places the organism in Eukaryota, Apicomplexa, Conoidasida, Eucoccidiorida, Eimeriidae. Gene Ontology annotation, biological process: nucleoside diphosphate catabolic process.
AUGGUAGACACUCGGCAUCGCUAUCUCUCUUUAUUUUCUUCUGUUACUCUUCUUCUCUCUGCCGCUCUGUCUUCUUCUUUUCUUGCAAAUGCUGAAGCUCCUGCUCCUCCAUUCGAGGCAAAAGCAGUUGUAAUUGAUGCGGGAAGCACCGGCACUCGGCUGUAUGUAUACUCGUACACGUAUACGUACACACCAGCAGCAGCAGCAGCAGAUGGAGGAACAGCAGAAGCAACAGCAGCAGCAGGUGCAGCAGCAGCAGCAGCAGCAGCAGCAGCAACACCGCAGGUGCAGGUGCAGGUGAAUGUCCCUGCCAUUGCAACAAAGCGGGUGAGCCCUGGUAUAACAGCAUUUGUAGACAGUGUAGAGGAGGAGUUACGACAGGCGAAGGAAGCAGCAGCAGCAGCAGCAGCAGCAGCAGCAGCAUCAGCAGGUGCAGCAGGAGAAGGUCCUGCUGAAGAAGCAGAAGAAGAAGGAGAAGCAGGAACAGCAGCAGCAGCAGCAGCAGCUGUUAGCAAUGAGAAAUACCACAAUGACGCUGCAUUAACGAAGACAUUGAAGAGCUACUUGCAGCAUUUAUUAAAAGCUGUUGAAGAAGCUAUCCCUAAUAGAGAAGAAAGAAGGCAUUCUUUAUUGUUGUUCAGAGGCACAGCCGGCAUAAGAUCUUUACCUUUAGAUAAACAAAAAACUCUAAUGUUUGCGAUAUGUGAAAACUUAAAGACUUGGGGGCUUCUUUAUAAACCUCAUAUUGCAUGCAGCGUACUUUCAGGUGUAGAAGAAGGUGUAUUAGGCUGGUUGUCUCUUAAUUAUCUGUUAAAUCGUAUAUCUGCAGAGACAGGAGCAGUUAUAAAACAAAAUAAACAGAUAAAACAAGAAGAAUAUACACAUAACGCUCAGCAUACACCUCAAAAUAAUAUACAUUUACAGCAAAAUAAUACAACAGGGGCUAUGAUUGAGAUGGGAGGGGCUUCUGCGCAAGUUGUCUUUGAAUUGCCUCUCUCUAUUCUUCAAGAAGAAGAAAUAAAACAAGCUGCUGCUGCUGCUUCUGCUGCUUCUGCUGCUGAUGCUGCUGCUGAUGCUGAUGGUGCUGGUACUGCUACUGCAGCAGCAGCAGCAGCAGCAACAGCAGGAGAAGCAGCAGCAGCAGGAGGAGGAGAUGGACAUACACCUCAAGAUGAAGAGACAAAUAACUCUUUUCUACUUCCUGUAGAAGGGCAUGCAGAUUUAAAAAUAUUAAACCUCGGCAAGAAGAAGAUGCUGCUCUUUACAAAGAGUUUCUUGGGGCUUGGUGAGGUAGACAGAUAUUAA